AUGGCUCGACUUCGAGUUCCUGCGUCGCCAGUCAAGGCUCGCCCAGCGCCUUCUGCUUAUGCAGCAGUCAGUAACGAGACAGUCGACCGUCCUGACCAUUCUGGCAUAGAGACUGAGCCUCAAGUCGCUGUUGAUACGCACUCUGCGCGCCCCAAACGCAAUACCUUCCGCUCCACCUUCGAUUACCAGUCCCAAUAUCCUAUCAAAGGCGCUGUGAAGACCCUGGAUCCAAUAAGCCGGACUACAACGCAGAAUAUACAAGGGUACAUUGUGGGACAGUACAAGGCUGUCGAAAAGGUGGGCCACGAGUAUAUCAACCGGACUGGUACCAAGGCUAUCCUCUUCCUUGGGCGAGAAGGGGAGGAGGACGAGCGAGAGGAAGAAACUGAGCCACUGGACGAAGCCAUGAAGGCCGACUUGGAUACGUACGUGAAUGAAGAGCAAGAUGCAGAUCGGUCAUGGCGUGGGGUGCGCGACUUCUUGCAGAAGGAUAUGACGCUCAAGACUGGGGCGUCCGCAGAUACAAGGGCGCCCUCCCUCGCUCGAUUUGUCGAGAACGCAGUCGUCGAUGACCCUGAUUCAGGCUUCGACUCAGAUUCAGAAGACGAUGAAAUCGGUCUCAGCCAGAAGAUCGAGCGUGCCAUCUCAACCUUUGCUAAGAGAAUUGAGGAAAAUGAGAAUGAUCUGGAAGAUACAAUCACUAUAAUAACGACCAACAACCAUGUCGGCCACCGGCCAACUUUGCUAUUACCUCUUGAGGCGGUUGAAAUCCCCUAUCCUUGUAAACCCAUGCAGAAUUCUGGACUCCGUCGACAUAGCGGCGGCAGGUCACUUGCGUUCCUCAUUGCUCACGCUAGCGAUAUCUCAUCUUCCCGUGAUGAAGACGAGCGCUCGCCUUCUCGGUCGCUGACCUUGUCCCCUUCGCCUUCUUCAUCGCCAUUUGUGUCAUCCAACGCAGGUACCUGGGGCUUGUCAGCGGAUGACGCACUGGAUAUGCUGCGCCAGCGCUUCCGGAUGGUACACUAUGCUGGUGGUGGCACGAGUUGCUAUUUUCGGGAUUGGCUAGAUGCAAAAUUCGACUUGAGGUGUAGCAUGGUUUAUGGCCCAUCGCUGUUGCGAUUCGCAACGAACUGCUAUGAGGAUGAGGAGCUGGAACACUCCAAGGAUGCGAAUGAUAUCAUACACGCCAAUCAACGCGAUGUCCGUGUCCGCACUUCGCCCUCCAAGGAUACAUUGAAUACCAAACCGUCCAUUCGGACGUCACUGUUCUCGAAAUGUACUUCUGCAACAUCCAUGUCAUCAUACCGGAACAGCCGUCCGCAGUCCACACAGACUGAGAAUGAACAGUGCAUCCUGAGCCUAACUAUUCUUCCCACAAAAGACUGGUAUGGUGAGCUGCGAGUAAAAGAGAUUGCGCAGUCAGGUGUAUCGCUUCCGACAUCUGCUAAGGAUUCCGGAGAUAUGUCGCAUUUGACCAUGGCCGACGACAUGUGUGACGUUCAGCUAGAGUGUGACGAGACGGUCGAGUUCUAUAACGAUAUCUCCACUGAUUCUGGUUACGAUUCGGAAUCUACAAUUGCGGCCUGCAACACACCUAAGCGUUUAUAUCAUAAGCGGGCGAGCAUGGUGAAACAUAGUUUUCAAAUGAUUCCAAAGAAGACAAAGCAGGCUAUACGCAACUGUGUUAAAGCUACAAAGAAAUUUUCGCGCACAGCUUGGACCUUCGUACUAGCUGCGUUAUCGAGCCGACAACCGUUCCAGAAGAUCGGCAGCAUUAUCUAA
Alternaria atra is the source of this 1782-nucleotide messenger RNA. RefSeq lists its product as uncharacterized. Bases 1 to 1782 code for a protein of 593 amino acids. The transcript has a single exon. The record is from RefSeq and is a predicted model, not a curated record. NCBI's taxonomy places the organism in Eukaryota, Fungi, Ascomycota, Dothideomycetes, Pleosporales, Pleosporaceae.